AUGUCCACGAAGGAGGAUAUCAUCGAUCGCCCUCCUGAUGGAGGUGCUCUUGCCUGGUCUGUGGUGAUUGGAGCUUGGUGCACCUCCUUCUGUAGCUUUGGAUGGUUGAACAGCGUGGGCAUCUUCCAGGAAUAUUACCAGAGGAACUUACUGAAGCAAUACUCAGCCAGUACCAUCUCUUGGAUACCAUCGCUUCAGGUCUUCUUUAUGUUAGCCUCGGCUCCACCUAUAGGAUUUUUAUAUGACAGAUAUGGCCCACGAUAUAUUGUCUUUGUUGGCACAUUUCUUCAUGUGUUUGGUCUGAUGAUGACCUCUAUAUCAAAAGAAUAUUACCAGAUCCUUCUUUCUCAAGGUGUUUGCAGUGCUAUAGGCGCUGCCGCCAUUUUCCAACCAGCCCUCAGUAGUGUAAGCGGGUGGUUUGAUACGAAGAGGGCAACUGCCUUUGGAAUCUUAUCGACCGGAUCUAGCACUGGGGGUGUCAUCUUCCCAAUCAUGGUGACCCAUCUCAUCGACCAAGUGGGAUAUGGAUGGGCGAUGCGUAUUGCAGCCUUUAUCAUACUAUUCCUACUUGUCAUCGCCAACUUGACCGUCAAGACUAGACUACCCCCACAGCCCCAGGGCAUUACCGCACAAGAUCUUUCUCGUCCCUUGCGCGAACCUCCAUUGGUAACUAUUAUGGGUGCCUAUGCUAUACUUACGUUUGGUGUCUAUAUUCCCAUAAACUACUUGGUGGUUUCAGCGACUGAGCAGGGAAUGUCUGUGGAACUGUCCCAAUAUUUGGUCCCUAUCCUCAACGCAGCGAGUUUCUUCGGACGGUUUGGAACAGGAGUCGUCGCUGAUAGGCUUGGUCGCUAUAACGUGUUCAUCUUCGUCUGUGCUAUGACAGGAAUCCUGAUUUUGGCCCUCUGGAUUCCGGCAUCGAGUAAUGCACCAAGUAUCGUCUUCGCAGCGCUAUUUGGAUUCUCUUCAGGAGCCUAUGUAUCCCUCUCACCCGCACUUAUUGCUCAAAUCUCCCCACUGAAAGAAUUUGGGUAUCGCAACGGUCUCAUGUAUCUCUCAGGCGCCAUCCCGGGUCUCGUCACGAGCCCCAUCGCGGGCGCGAUAUUAGCACGCGACCAUGGCUCGUUUACAGGAGUGAAGAUAUAUGGGGGAGUCUUUUGUCUUGUCGGCACGGUGCUCGUGGUUGUUGCUCGACUUAUGAAGACUGGACCAAAGUUAUUCGCCAAGUUUUAG
This is a messenger RNA of Aspergillus alliaceus, 1233 nucleotides long. RefSeq names its product MCT family MFS transporter. NCBI's taxonomy places the organism in Eukaryota, Fungi, Ascomycota, Eurotiomycetes, Eurotiales, Aspergillaceae. Gene Ontology annotation, biological process: transmembrane transport. The coding region runs from base 1 to 1233 and encodes 410 amino acids. Gene Ontology annotation, cellular component: fungal-type vacuole membrane. The transcript is spliced from 5 exons. Gene Ontology annotation, molecular function: transmembrane transporter activity. The record is from RefSeq and is a predicted model, not a curated record.